UGUUGACAUUAUUUUCUUUCUGCGAUUUGAUUGCAAAUUAGCUGGUCUUGGUAAAAGGGACUGGGAUUUUAAUUGUUGUGAUUAUUGCGUGAACCCAUGGCGAUUUUAAUAUCUAAUAAAAAUAUUGUAAACGAAGGCGAACAACGUGACUAAAAUUUCGCAAACACUUCCCAUCAUUUCUUUUCGUACCAGAUACAAAAAAAGCAUUUGAUGUCUGUGGUGGAAGAUGAGUAGCCAGCACCAGUAUAUGACAGUGAACAACACACCUAGUACGAGGGUUGGAGACAUUGAGCAUAUAAAUCACCUCUCAGAGAAGAUAGGGUCACUGUGCCUGUCUUCAGAGUACUCAGAUGUGACUCUGAUAGUGGAGGGGCAGCGGAUCCCCGCUCAUAAGGUGAUCCUGGCUGCCAGCAGCGACUACUUCAGGGCUUUGCUGUAUGGUGGCAUGCGGGAGGCCAAUCAGGCCGAAGUGGAACUGCAAGCCCCUCUUCAAGCCUUCAAGGCCCUCUUGCGAUAUGUCUACUCAGGUCACAUGGGUUUGUCCCUGCUCCGCGAGGACACAGUGCUGGACAUGCUGGGCCUGGCGCACCAGUUCAACUUUCAGCAGCUGGAGACUGCCAUCUCCGACUACCUGCGGCAGGUGCUGGCGCUGCGGAACGUCUGCGCUGUGCUCGACGCCGCCAGGCUGUACGGGUUGGACGCGUUGAUGGAUUACUGUUACAAUUUCCUGGACAGAAACGCGGCUGAGGUCCUCAAGCAUGAGACGUUUUUGCAGUUGUCUGUGGAAGCCCUGCAAGGUCUGCUGGAGAGGGACUCGUUCUUCGCCCCGGAGGCCGACAUCUUCAAGGCUGUCUGCAACUGGUUCACCGCAAACCAGAUGUGGGUCAAGUCUGAGGGCGGCCAGGCGCAAGUGGAGAAAAUCCUCCGGUGCGUGCGGCUGACGCUGAUGAGCCUGGAGGAGCUGCUGACGGUGGUGCGGCCGUUCUCGCUGGUGACGCCGGACAUGCUGCUCGACGCCAUACAGGAGAAGACCAAGACCAGGAGCACGGAGCUGCGCCACCGGGGGCUGUUGUUGCCAGAAGAAAACGUAGCGUGCGCCAAAAGAGGCGCCCGCGUUCUCACAGGAGACAUGAGAUCAGCAUUACUAGACGGAGACACAGACAACUACGACAUGGAGCGGGGGUACACUCGGCACACCAUCAGCGACGCCCCGGACAACCCCGGCAUACUGGUCAAGCUGGCCACCAGCACCAUCAUCAACCAUAUCCGGCUGUUGCUGUGGGACAGAGACAACAGAUCGUACGCGUACUACAUAGAAGUGUCAGUGGACCAGAAGGACUGGGUGCGGGUGAUCGACCACAGCGAGUACUUCUGCCGCAGCUGGCAGAAUCUGUACUUUGAGCCGCGCGUGGUGCAGUACAUCAAGCUGGUCGGCACUAGCAACACUGUCAACAAGGUGUUCCACGCGGUGGCGCUAGAGGCGUACCACACGGCGCGCGUGCCCCCGUUGCAAAACGGGCUCAUCAAACCCGUCCACAACGUGGCUACUCUGGACUUGUCUGCGGUUGUCAUUGAGGGCAUUAGUCGCACGCGCAACGCCCUGCUGAACGGCGACACGGAGCACUACGACUGGGAGCACGGCUACACGUGCCACCAGCUGGGCUCCGGCGCCAUCGUGGUGCAGCUGGCGCAGCCCUACCUGCUCAGCUCCAUCCGCAUGCUGCUGUGGGACUGCGACUACCGACACUACUCCUACUACGUCGAGACCUCGCUCAACUACUGGGACUGGGAGAUGGUGUGCGACCGCACCAGGGACACCUGCAGGUCGUGGCAAGUGAUAUAUUUCCCGCCGCGGCCCGUCUCCAUCAUCCGCAUCGUCGGGACGAACAACUCUGUUAACGAGGUAUUUCAUCUAGUACACCUGGAGUGUCCAGCUCAGGUGCCGGAGGACCAGCGCGAGGAGACCACCACCUCUAAGAAGAGGCAGGGCAUAGACAAACAACCUUCAUCCACUGGAUCAGCCGGAAACAGCAGCACGGAAGGUCAAGCGAACCAGCGCUCAAUCUCCCCAAACUCGGACGCGUCAAGCGCUUCAAGCGCUGAGGGGCCUUCGCGAGCGCUGCCGCCCGCGGAGACCGCCACUGAGGCCCACGAGCGGUUCGACGAGUGAGUGAGUGAGUGAGUGUACACACUGCCUUCGCUAGGAACUAUUGCGGUUACUGAACACUGGCUUAGCUAGGGACUACUUGGCGCUAAGCUCAGUUACAAUGCGAAUCAAUAAAGUAAGAACAUGUUGAAAAGAUUUUUGCAGGAAUUUUGCAAAAAAAUAUUGACAUAUAUUGUAAAUUAGUUAUAUAUAUAUAUAUAUCUCAUUAUUUUCUACCGAUUUUGUUUUGUAGAAAUAGUUACGUCAUUCCCUAUUUGCGUACAUAAACAAAUCUUUUAGUUAUUUAGUAUGUAAGCUAUUUCUAGUCUAUGUCUUAGUAGUUUAACUUCUGUGUACUUAUAACUGUUCGAAUAAACUGUUGGUGAACAAUAUUAGAGCAAGAUGUAGAUUUAUAUGAUUUUUAUUGCGUUUAAAAUGGUUUGGUAUAGUUUUUCUUUGGGGAAUAAUAAAUAUUGAUUGUCUAUUCGACGGUGUCGCGUUUCCCACCCACCUGCCUUCCACCCCGCGUAUCGUCACAACUUUUGUUUGAGAAAUUGCAAGAAGACAUCUCCUUUGUCAUGACUUUGAAACAUUCUUAAAGUGGCUAUAAUACAUGGUCGCAAAAGGUUAAUUUACACCUUAUUUAAAAUGAAUCAUAUUCCCCAAUGUUUUUACGAAAUAUAGUAAGUUGACUCAAUGUAAAUAAAUUUGACGACCUCGGUGACUUAAUGGUCUUUAUGCCGAACUGACGACGAAGGUCCCGAGACCUUCGCCGUCAGUUCGGCAUCGAAUCCGAAUUCGGUCCCCGGUCAGGUGAACAUGGAAAAUUAUAUUUUUCCGAUUGACCUGGGUCUCGGAUGUUUAUCUUAUUAUACGUGUUUAUUUUUAAGCUAAUAAGUAUAGUAUUAUUGAUGUAAUCUCCCAUAACACAAGUCCCUAACUUACUUUGGGGCUAACUCAAUCUGUGUGAUUUGUCCGUAUAUAUUUAUCUAAAACUAUAUUCAUCAAAGGGAAAAAAAUUAAGUAUAUUAUAAGGUAUAGAAAUCUAAAUAAGUGUUAUUUCUGUCUUAUUAAUAGAAUUUAACUAGUGCCUAUCAUCAUUUUUUAAAUCGAUAAACACAGCUUUGUAAUUAUGACACUUGUCCCAUUAAACAAUGUAGUGUACCUAAUAAUAAAAUCAAAUACUUUGUUUAACAUUGAAAACAACAAUUUGUUACUGUUGAUGAUUUAUAAUAAGAACUAAUAUUGACUGUGAAAAAUAUCAAAUAAUUGGACUGAAACUGUGAAUAAAAUAUAUUUUAUGGCAAAUUCUAUAUUUUGUAUGUUAGCAAUUUCAUAAUUUGUUUUUAAGCUAAGCUACUGUAGCGAGAUACUGUGAUAAUGGAUUGAAAUUAAUUUGGUGCGUCGACUUCGUGAUUGGUCCAUGAAAAUAAUAGUAUUUUUUUUAUUUUGGAUAUAUUUUGUAAUUUUCUUAAAUGAAAUCUUUUUUAUAGUCCUAAAUGUGACAGAUACGCGCUAUUAAGAAUGACACCUGGGCAUGAAUAUAGGCAAGACUGGAGCCAGUACCUUCAACAACUUUUUAAUCCAAAGUAUCAAAUAAUUGCUAUCCUUUUCAUUAGUAGCCUAACGCGCUGAUAGGUAUAACUAUACCGUGAUUAAACGUUAUACAUAUGUAUAUACCUAGCAGUGCGUAAGAAAGAGAUCGGGGCUAUCAAUGGACGAGAUAGCAAUAUAUGCAUGUUCCUUGCUUCAAAAAUUACUUGGGAGUAUUGGCUCAAGUAUUAUCUAUCGCUUCAUGGGCUUGGCGUAUCUAUGACUUGCCUGCAAAUCGUCUGCUCAUGGGAACCAUAGAUACGCCUGGUCUCAUCUUUCGUGGCGCGCAUUGCAUAAUGAUCAUGAACCAAGACGAAGACACCAUAUACUUUUGGGCUGUUUAAUGUAUUGUGGUAUGUAAGGCAAUGUAAACUGUAGGUUGUUGAAAAUUGAAAUUAUUAUGUAUAGUGCUUUAAUGAUAAAUAAAUAAAUCAUUUACUUGA
This is a messenger RNA of Plodia interpunctella (Indianmeal moth), 4182 nucleotides long. It is a transcript of the gene BTBD9, whose product is annotated as BTB (POZ) domain containing 9. Lineage: Eukaryota; Metazoa; Arthropoda; Insecta; Lepidoptera; Pyralidae. The coding region runs from base 227 to 2170 and encodes 647 amino acids. The transcript is spliced from 15 exons. Gene Ontology annotation, molecular function: protein binding. Gene Ontology annotation, cellular component: cytoplasm. The record is from RefSeq and is a predicted model, not a curated record. Gene Ontology annotation, biological process: circadian behavior; modulation of chemical synaptic transmission; adult locomotory behavior.